Molecule: messenger RNA, 2308 nt
Organism: Scheffersomyces amazonensis
Lineage: Eukaryota; Fungi; Ascomycota; Pichiomycetes; Serinales; Debaryomycetaceae
Gene: CNT
Product: Cntp
Exons: 1
Coding region: 414-2204 (596 amino acids)
Biological process (GO): nucleoside transmembrane transport
Cellular component (GO): plasma membrane
Molecular function (GO): nucleoside transmembrane transporter activity; symporter activity
Source: RefSeq, a predicted model, not a curated record
UAUUUGCUUGUCAAAAGUUUCUUUUUUUUUCUUUUUUUUGUUUGUCUCUAUUUUUUUUGCAGACCUCCUCUUUGACAACCCGUCGCCUGCAAAUGCAAAUACAUACACUCCAUCUCUUGAUGGAUUAUUAUUGUUAAGAAAUUUUUGAAGAUGCCUGAUUUGGGUCUAAUUGUGAAAAUUUAAUUUACUUGAUUUUAUUUUAUUUUAUUUAAUUUUUCAACUCUAAUCGUAUCUUUAUAAAAUUGAUUGCAUAUCUCUUUCUUCAGUUUUUAGGCUUUUCCUUAUUUUUCUUGUUUAUAAUUAUCUUAUUCAAGUGGAGGUGAUAUUCAACGGCACAUGAACUAUUAUUUGUUGUCACACAAUCAUAAGUGUUAUCUUCAAUCCGUCCAUUAAUUAGUAGUAACUUUAGUAUAAUGUCUAAAGCUCGCUCAAUUAUUUCUACCCAUUCUAAUAGGGAAGAAUCUGAAAUCAUUUCCAAUGAAAAGGCUACUGAUAUGUCAAAGAGUCUUAGUGACUUAGAAAAUAAUAUUGAAUCAAAGCCUUUAGAAGAUGAUAGUGAAUCCCAAGAUAUUCAAUCUAAUCACAAUUUAUCAACCAUUCAAUUGUUAAAGGCAAAAUAUCCUUGGUAUAGAUUAGCUAUCCAUAUAUUUUUAGGAUGUUUCUUCACUUCUUGGUGGUUAUCAAUUAUCAUUCAAAAGAAACAUAGACAUCAAUGGUUAAUUCCAACUGUUUUCUGGGGUAUGCUCAUGGUUAGAUUAAUUACCUGGCAUUGUAGAAUUUUACCUUGGUUGUUAUCUUAUGUUAAAAAGAUUUGGGAUUAUGUUACUGAUAUCAUUUAUGAAAAAAUUUUACCUAAAAGAUAUCAAAGAUUAUUAGCUGGAGCUACCAUUACAAUUGCUGUUGUUUUAUUAGGAACUUUUGUACCUAGUGAAACUCCUUACAGUAUGAGACAAGAUCGUGCAGUUUCAUUCUUUGGUUGUCUUGUUGCAAUGUUUGCCUUAUAUGCUACUUCAAAUAAUCGUAAUAAAAUUCAAUGGAAUACAGUUAUUGGAGGUAUGUUGAUGCAAUUUAUUAUUGCUUUAUUCGUGUUAAGAACAAAAUGUGGUUAUGAUAUCUUUAACUUCAUUUCUACUUUAGCUAGAGAAUUAUUAGGUUUUGCCAAAGAUGGUGUUGCCUUUUUAACUGAUACUGAAGUUAGUCAAUUAGGUAUGUUUUUCUUUACUGUUUUACCAGCUGUUGCCUUCUUCGUUGCUUUUGUUCACAUCUGGUAUUACUUUGGUGUUAUUCAAUGGUUUAUCGGUAAAUUUGCAUACUUUUUCUUCUGGACCUUAAGAGUUUCUGGUGCUGAAGCUGUUACUGCUGCUGCAUCUCCUUUUGUUGGUAUUGGUGAAAGUGCUAUUUUAGUUAAGGAUUUUAUGCCAUACUUAACCAAAGCUGAAUUACAUCAAAUUAUGACUUCAGGUUUCUCAACUAUUUCUGGUUCUGUUUUAGUUGGUUAUAUUGGAUUAGGUCUUAAUGCUCAAGCUAUGGUCAGUUCAUGUGUUAUGUCAAUUCCUGCUUCAUUGGCUAUUUCUAAGUUAAGAUGGCCAGAAACUGAUGCACCACUUACUAAUGGUAAAGUUGUUAUUCCAAAAUCUUUAGAUGAAGGUGAUAAACCUCAAAAUGUUUUACAAGCCUUUUCCCAUGGUGCUACUUUAGGUUUGAGAAUUGCUGGUACUAUGUUAAUUCAAUGUAUGUGUAUUAUUGGUUUAGUUGCAUUAAUUAAUGGUGUCUUGACUUGGUUUGGUAAUUUCUGGAAUAUUGACGGUUUAACUUUAGAAUUAAUCUUUUCUUAUAUUCUUUAUCCAGUUUCUUUCUUAUUAGGUACUCCAAGAAAUGAAAUCUUACAUGUUGCUAAAUUAAUUGCUACUAAAUUCAUUCAAAAUGAGUAUGUUGCUUAUACCAUGUUAACUUCUCAAUCUCCUUACAAUGAAAUGUCAAAGAGAGGUACAUUAAUUGCUACUUAUGCCUUAUGUGGAUUUUCCAAUUUAGGAUCUGUUGGUAUUACUUUAGGUGUAUUAAAUACUUUAACUAAUAAUUCUAGAGCUAAAGAUAUUGCAGCAUCUGUUAUGUCUGCAUUAAUUUGUGGAGGUAUUUCUACAUCAAUUUCAGCUGCCAUUGCUGGUAUGGUUAUGCAUGACUUGAAUGAAUUCCACAUUGCUUAGUUUAUUUAUCAUUUAUUUAUUUAUUUAUUUAUCUACAUAGUUUACUUGUUAUUUUAUAUUAAUAUUAAUACCCUAAUUUAUAAGUAUAUGUCUGCAAAAUUUAG